AUGGUGGGAGCUUCUUUCAAGAGUGGAGAUGAACUUCACGAAGCUCAAGCAAAAGAAAUUGAAAAGGCUUUAUGUAAAGGUGAACUUGAAACUAGUAAGGGCUUGAAUCAAGAAUUAGGUCUUGCUAGAGCACGUGAUACUAGAUGGGGAUCUUAUUACAAAUAUUUUAAUAAUUUUAUCUUCAUGUUUGGUCCUAUUAUUGAUGUACUUGAUGCUAUUGCUGUUAAUACUCGUUUUGAAGAGAAAUGUAGGGAAAAAGGAUAUCUUAUAACAUGUUUAACAUUUGAUGUUGUCUUCAUGUUGCAUUUCAGGCGCAUUGUUUUAGCAAUUACAAAUGAUCUAAAUGCUGCUUUUCAAAAGAAAGAGCAAGACAUUGCAAAUGCCAUGUCACUCGUUGGAGUAGCAAAGAAUCGAUUAUCAUGUCGUAGAAUUGCUGAGUAUACUAUUUUACAUCACUAUCGAGUUGAAGUAUUUUAUAAGAUUAUUGAUUGGCAACGUCAAGAACUCAAUAAUCGCUUUGAUGAGGUGACACCUGAUUUGCUUCUGGAAAUUGCUUGCUUGAACCUAGUUAAUUCUUUUUCUAACUUUGAUAUGGAAAAUAUAUUGAGAUUGGCUGAGUUAUACCCUGAUGAUUUUGAUAAAUACUCUAUAGUUGAUCUUCGCUUUCAGCUUGAAAAUUACAUUGUUGAUGUUAGAGAUCAUGAUAAAAGGUUCUUCAGUCUCAAGGGACUUUUUAAUCUUUCCAAGAUACUCGUAGAGACGAAGAAGCACAUAACUUAUCCUCUUGUGUUUCGACUAGUUAAAUUUGCUUUACUUUUGCCGGUGCUACUGCUAUAG
This is a messenger RNA of Solanum stenotomum, 837 nucleotides long. RefSeq lists its product as uncharacterized. Bases 1 to 837 code for a protein of 278 amino acids. Lineage: Eukaryota; Viridiplantae; Streptophyta; Magnoliopsida; Solanales; Solanaceae. The record is from RefSeq and is a predicted model, not a curated record. The transcript has 2 exons.